Messenger RNA from Tauraco erythrolophus (red-crested turaco), 1838 nucleotides. Lineage: Eukaryota; Metazoa; Chordata; Aves; Musophagiformes; Musophagidae. The record is from RefSeq and is a predicted model, not a curated record.
GGGGCGGGGGGCUCGGUGCCCCAGCAACAUGCCGCCUCCGCCCCCCCUUCCUCCUCCUCCUCGUCCUCCUCCUCCUCUGGCCGGGCACCCCUCGACUGGCUCCUCACCGACCGGGGACCCUUCUACCGAGCCCAGGAGUACGUGGAUUUCAUGGAGCGCUACCGGCAGGGUUUCACCACCAGGUACAGGAUCUACAGAGAGUUCGCUCGUUGGAAGGUGAACAAUUUGGCCUUGGAGAGGAAAGACUUCUUCAGCCUGCCGCUUCCCUUGGCCCCGGAAUUCAUCCGCAACAUCCGUCUGCUGGGCCGCCGGCCCAGCCCCCAGCAGAUCACUGACAGCCUCAUCAAAAAGUAUGGCACCCACUUCUUGCUCGCCGCCACGCUGGGAGGAGAGGAGUCCCUGACCAUUUUUGUGGACAAGCGGAAGCUGAGCCGGAGGUUUGAGGAGUCAGAGGAGUUCCAGGCCCUGGUGAAGAGGCUCCCUGGAGACCGUUUCCUGAACAGGACGGCCAUCUCUCAUUUCUGGGCCAUGGACCUGGACAUUCAGCAUCGCUACCAGCAGCUGGGCACCAGCCUGAAGCUGCUCUCCAGGAAAACCCACCGACUCAUCCGGCGCCUCUUCAACCUCAGCAAACGCUGCCACCGGCAACCUCGCUUCCAACUGCCAAAGGAGAGGUCCCUCCCUUACUGGUGGAGCCGUGCACAGUCGCUCCUGUACUGCAGUGAGACCACCGUGCCUGGCACCUUCCUGGAAGAAAGCCACAGCUGCACGUGUCCCUCCGACCAGCCCUCCUGCCAGGGGUCCAUACCGUGUGCCUUGGGUGAGGGGCCAGCCUGCGCCAGCUGUGCCGAGGACAACAGCACCCGCUGCGGGACCUGCAACCAUGGCUACGUGCUCACCCAGGGCUUCUGCCGCCCUGAGGUGGCUGACUCGCUGGAGCACUACCUGGGCUUGGAGACGGACCUGCAGGACUUGGAGCUCAAGUACCUCCUGCAGAAGCGGGACAGCCGCAUCGAGGUGCACUCCAUCUUCAUCAGCAACGACAUGCGCCUGGGGAGCUGGUUCGACCCCUCCUGGAGGAAGCGCAUGCUCUUGACCUUGAAGAGCAACAAGUACAAGCCCGGGCUGGUUCACGUGAUGCUGGCCCUCUCCCUGCAGAUCUGCCUCACCAAAAAUAGCACGCUGGAGCCCGUCAUGGCCAUCUAUGUCAACCCCUUCGGUGGAAGCCACUCGGAGAGCUGGUUCAUGCCUGUCAACGAGGGCAGCUUCCCAGACUGGGAAAGGACUAGCGUUGAUGCCUCUGCCCAGUGCCAAAACUGGACGCUCACCUUGGGCAACAAGUGGAAGACCUUCUUUGAAACGGUCCACGUCUACUUGCGGAGCCGCAUCAAGUCCUUGGACGACAGCUCCAAUGAGACAAUCUACUAUGAACCCUUGGAGAUGGCAGAUCCCUCCAAGAACCUGGGAUACAUGAAAAUCAACAGCUUGCAAGUCUUCGGCUACAGCCUGCCCUUUGAACCAGACGCUAUUCGUGACCUGAUCCUUCAGCUGGACUACCCCUACACCCAGGGCUCCCAGGACUCGGCCAUGCUCCAGCUUUUGGAAAUCAGAGACCGGGUAAACAGGUUGUCACCCCCUGGCAAAACCCACCUGGACCUCUUCACUUGCUUGCUCCGCCACAGGCUCAAGUUGGCCAACAACGAGGUGGCGAGGAUCCAGUCCUCCUUGAGGGCCUUCAACGCCAAGCUGCCCAAUGCAGUAGAGCAGGAGACGGGCAAGCUGUGCAGCUAACAGCUGGGGCUGUCCAGAUCUCAGAGCAAGGGGGUCAGGAGAAAGGA